AUGGCUCACAGCACAGAAGUCCCGAACAAUCCUGACAACAAGUCCGACAUCAAUGUCACGAACAACUAUGAUGUUGCUGUCGGCAGAGUUGAAAAUGUCGGAAGUUUCACCAAGAGUCCAGAUGCAGUCGACGACAACAUUCUUCUCGCUCAGGGCCAUGCCCCUGUGAUGAGACGAUCGUUUGAUCUGUUGGGUACUCUUGGACUUGGCUUUAGCAUCACCAACUCUUGGGUUUCGUACGCCAGUUGUUUUGGACAGAGUCUUCUUUACGGAGGAGCCCAAGCGACUGUGUUUGGGUUGAUAGUCGCCUGCGCUGUACAGUGGCUUAUCAUUCUCGGACUGGCGGAGCAAGCAUCGGCAUUUCCAUCUUCAGGAGGCCAAUAUCACUUCACGUACAUCCUCGCCCCGAAGAAAUAUCGACGCUUCGCUGCCUUUGCCGUGGGCACUAUCAGUGUUCUCGGAUGGUGGGUGAUUACCUGCUCUGGCAUCUCGAAUAAUGUGCAGUGCAUCAUUGGCAUGAUUCUCUUUGUCAAUCCUGAUUACCACCCUCAGAACUGGCAUUCAUAUCUGCUUUACGUUGGGCUCAUCUUGAUCACACUCAUCCCCAUCUUCACGAUCCCGCAAAAGCACCUCGGAAAGUGGACACAAGCCUGUCUCGCGAUAUCCGUUCUCGGCUUCGUCGUCGUCACUAUUACGAUCCUCGCCAUGAGCGAUGGCUAUAACCACCCGAGCUUCAUCACGACCUUCGAUGGUACAAGCGGUUGGCCAGAUGGAGUUGCCUGGGUCAUGAGCGUUGGCAAUGCGAUGUAUGCGUUUGCUAGCAUGGAUGCUGUGAUUCAUGUUGCUGAAGAAAUGCACCACCCUGGCAAGGCCAUCCCUCGAGCAAUGAACCUUACCAUGAUUAUUGGUCUCCUCACCUCUGUGCCGUUUAUCUUGGCCAUGAUGUUUGUCAUCAAGGAUCUCGAUGCUGUCAGGGCAGCUCAUCUACCCAGUCUUGAAGUGUUCCACCAAGCUACAGGAAGUAAAUCGGCGGCACUUGGAUUGCAGUCUCUUCUUGUUGUCAUCUUCUACACAUGCAUGCCAAGUCAGUGGAUCACAUGCGGCCGAUUGACUUGGGCCUUCUCCCGAGACCGUGGCUUGCCUUAUUCCAACUACUGGAAUCACAUCUCGCCCUCCCUCGGCUUCCCUGUCCGUACAACUCUUCUCUCAGUUGCUUUCUGCAUCAUCUACGGAUUAUUGUAUAUGGCCAGUACUCAAGCCUUCAACUCGAUCAUCAUAACCGCAGUUCUUGGUGUCAACAUCUCAUACGCUGUCCCUCAAGCUAUCACCCUGAUCCAUGGACGAGAGAACAGGUUGCCACCACGACCUUUCAAGCUUGGAAAAGUUGGAGGUUAUCUUUGCAAUGCGUGGACUCCUCUCUGGGUUACUACGAUUGGCAUCUUCAUUUGCUUCCCGAAUGCCCUUCCUGUGACUGCUGGAUCAAUGAAUUACGUGUGUGUUGUACUCGGAUGCAUGGGUCUUAUCAUGGGUUGUCUCUGGUUCACUGUUCGUCGUUAUUUCGAUGGUCCCGCCAUCGACUACGAGAUGUUGGGUAUAAGGCCAGAGUGA
Fusarium redolens is the source of this 1608-nucleotide messenger RNA. RefSeq names its product amino acid/polyamine transporter I. NCBI's taxonomy places the organism in Eukaryota, Fungi, Ascomycota, Sordariomycetes, Hypocreales, Nectriaceae. Gene Ontology annotation, biological process: amino acid transport; transmembrane transport. The transcript is spliced from 7 exons. The coding region runs from base 1 to 1608 and encodes 535 amino acids. Gene Ontology annotation, molecular function: transmembrane transporter activity. The record is from RefSeq and is a predicted model, not a curated record. Gene Ontology annotation, cellular component: membrane.